UUAAUUUCGUGGUUGGCUCUUGGUAGGACGGGUAGAAUUUUGUGAAGUUUUACAGUUGUUAGGCGCAUGGCCGCUUGAGUGUGUAGUAUUUUAUCACUUUCACAAUCAUCUGCUUCGCAGUAUCCGACACUUCGUAUCCACUGUUUAGAUCGAAUUAAUUACUUAUUAGGCUUUAAAGACCAAGGGAAUUCCCUUUCCUCACUUCUUCUUUUUUUCAUCCUUGUUACUACAUUCGCUUACCUGUAAUGCCACUUUCAAGUCCAGAGCUUUGUCCCUUGUCUUCAGAGUGAGGGUCACUAUUUAUUUUCCAUUCAGAUUUGCAUUCUUUGUUCAAGUUCCACUUGCUUUCAAGUCGAAGGUCCUGGCCUCUCCUUAGCUUACCUCCGGUGAUCGGCAUGUUGUUUUUUUGUCUGCCCCUGUCUCCAUGAUCUCUUGAAGAUGGACUUCUGGGGUUUCCCAAGCCCGGACUCGCACAAUUGUGUAUAUUGCGAAGUUUUUUAAGAUGAAACGUAGUAGUUUCUUGUCACAGAAGGUGUUUAUUUUUAAUAAACAUUUCUGCUCGCGAAGAGCUUAGGGUAUACUUAGGUCUUUGAUGUAAGUGUAUGUUCUUCUUCCCAAAUUACCAAGCAAUCAGUGUCUGUCUUCUGGUUGUUUUUAUGGGUCGAUUCCCUGGCAGAUGAGUGACGCUUCUUUGGAGUUUUUGGCUGUUCUUUGAUUUGAGGCCACAAAUUUAUGUGGAAUGAAUUUGUUAAAAGGAGGCGCAGUCCAAAGUCAAAUCCGCGAGGGUUUACAACUAUAAAUUAUGGGCAUCGUGUAGUAAUUGAGACUUAUUUUUGACACGCCUUGUUUAAAUUGUGCGGGCGUCGUUGUGGUCCUUAGUGAUGGAGGCGAGCAUUGCGAAUUCUGUGCGCCACGUUCAAAAUGUAGUUUCACUACAUGGACAUCCUACAUGUCCUGAAGGUUUGGGAAGUAGAUUACCGUUAAGAAGCAGCAGUUUUUUACGAGGCUCAAGCCUCCCGAAGCAUCGUCUCUUCUACUCUGGAUUCAUAAGGCGUGCAGAGAUACUUGAUCGUGUUUUGAGGUGUAGCGCUAAAUAUGGAGUACCAUCUGGAGACACGGGCAGUUCAGCAUAUAACAAACAACCUAGUGAGAAAAGUAAGCACCACCUAGAUGUAACUACUCGUACUCCUCAAGGUAAUCAGGACGGACUCAAGCCUCUCAAGUCUUCAUCCAAUAAGCCAGUCCUGUCAAUGCCCUUCAAAGUGGAGGAGGAAACCGCGAUCGAGACUUCCAAAGCGCGACACAAAGGAAGAGUUGGCACAUACAUAAGAGAAGGCAAUGUAUCACUGGCGUCAUUUGGCAUCAAAGUAAAGCGUGACAAGAAGGGAAAAAAAGUUGAUCUUACGAAGUCACUAUCGCAAAUGCUCCCGUAUGUUGUUUUAGCAACUGCGGUAUCUGCGUUGAUUCAGCCUGCUUCUUUUGCUUGGGUUAGCAAAGACUAUUACGCUCCAGCCCUCGGAGGAAUUAUGCUGUCAAUAGGGGUGCAGCUGUCUGUUUCCGAUUUUGCGCUUGUAAUCAAAAGGCCUCUGCCUGUACUGGUAGGAUAUGUAGCUCAGUACAUUGUGAAGCCCCUUUUGGGACUACUGGUGUGCGCUGCCUUAAGCGUGUCUCCAGCAUUCUCAUCAGGAUUAAUCCUUACAUCUUGCGUCGCUGGAGCUCAACUCUCAAGUUAUGCUGCUUUCUUAAGUGAAGGCGAUGUUGCCUUGAGCAUCAUUUUGACAAGCUUAACCACAAUCACGUCCGUGAUUAUUACACCUCUCCUGACAAAAUUUCUGAUCGGAUCUGUUGUGCCGGUGGAUGUCAUUGCCAUGGGCAAAUCUAUCCUUCAGGUGGUGAUUCUUCCCAUUGUCCUUGGUCUUAGUUUGAAUACAUACGCCAAGAACUUCGUGGACAAAAUACGGCCGUUUAUGCCCCUAAUGGCUAUGGUGUGCACUUCUUUGUGCAUUGGAAGCCCAUUGGCUUUGAACAAAAGUCGAAUUGUAUCUAUGGAAGGAUUUCUCCUUCUGUUCCCUGUGUUGGCAUUCCACAUUAGUGCCUUCGUCCUUGGAUAUUGGGUUCCGAGAUUGCCAUUCUGGAAGCAAGAUGAGAAGGUUUCACGGACAGUAAGCCUGUGCACAGGCAUGCAAAGCUCUACACUGGCAAUGCUUUUGGCGACACAGUUUCUUGGUGAUAGUCACGCGGUUCCUCCUGCAUGCUCAGUAGUUGUGAUGGCUAUAAUGGGCCUGUCGCUUGCAUCCUUUUGGGGGAAGGGGCACCAGAUUCGCAACAUUAGAAGAGUACUACCCGGAGAUGUAUCAUAUGCCUGAGUUGUCUAGUUCCCCAAUUGUAGUGCAGAAUCAUUUUUGAGGUAGUAAGCAGAAAUUUGAGGUAGAGAAUGGUGUGCCAAUUUGGUACUAUCCCUGUAAAUUUAUUAAUCGAUAUGCAACUGAUUCAAAUAGUGGCAUCGGUAUUUGUAUUAUAAAGCAUAUUUUUGAGUUCAA
This is a messenger RNA of Physcomitrium patens, 2540 nucleotides long. Its product is annotated as putative sodium/metabolite cotransporter BASS3, chloroplastic. NCBI's taxonomy places the organism in Eukaryota, Viridiplantae, Streptophyta, Bryopsida, Funariales, Funariaceae. Gene Ontology annotation, cellular component: membrane. The record is from RefSeq and is a predicted model, not a curated record.